Messenger RNA from Capronia epimyces CBS 606.96, 1515 nucleotides. RefSeq lists its product as uncharacterized. The coding region runs from base 1 to 1515 and encodes 504 amino acids. The record is from RefSeq and is a predicted model, not a curated record. Gene Ontology annotation, molecular function: transmembrane transporter activity. NCBI's taxonomy places the organism in Eukaryota, Fungi, Ascomycota, Eurotiomycetes, Chaetothyriales, Herpotrichiellaceae. The transcript has 7 exons. Gene Ontology annotation, biological process: transmembrane transport.
AUGAACCCUUUAUAUCCAACACCUACGGACGACCCGAUGGAUCCGUUGAAUUGGUCGGCGUGGAGGAAAAACAUAUGUAUCGCCACUGUGAUGUUCUCCUACUUCCUCUUCACGUACGUGGGUAUUCUUUCCUAUUCUUUUGCCCGGCUCAACUGUCAAGCGGAGGAAAAAUUAAGAGAGCUCAAUAUGGUUACUUACACCCAGGUCAACUGGACGCUUGCUAUUCCAUCCCUGGGACUCGCUGUUGGCCCUCUCUUCUGGUCAUCGUUCGCCGACAUCUACGGUCGCCGCAUUAUCAUGAUCACUGGCACUUGCAUCGCCAUCAUCGCCACCGGCUGCUCUAGUCUACAUAACAUCAGCCUGGGUGGCUAUAUGGCCACGCGUUUCUUCCAAGGAUUUGGCGCCAGUCCUGCCGCCACCGUCGGGCUGAGCAUUAUCAAUGAUCUGAGUUUCGAACACCAGAGAGGUUUCCGCGUUGGUCUGUGGGUGCUGGCCAUCGAUAUGGGAACAUACACCGGCGUUCUGAUCGGCGGUUUCCUUGCAUUGGUGGAUCAGUACUGGGUGCAGUACCAUGUCAUCAUCCUCUUCGCCGUCCUUCUGGUAUUAGAGGUCGUCUUCCUGCCAGAGACGCUGUACCCACGAUCCUACGUCCUGGCACACGCCCAUGACGAGUCGACGGCAGUGUCGGCCGCACAAACAUCAGGCGAUGGAGAGAAAGCCGGCAACAUGAUCGGUAUCGGUCUCAAUGUCAAACGCACUCGUCAGCUCGGAUACUUGUAUGUCGGCAAGAUCCCAGCUGUCAACCACCCCAAUGUCUGGGAGACUCUGAUUCACUUUGGCUACAUGUGGCGCUACCCCACUGUGGUGCUGCCCGUACUCAUGUACGUCUUCUUCCAGUACUGGUGGUGCAGUUCCAUCUUGACCAUGCUGCCUGCCGCCUACGAAGACUACAAGGUCGACAUCCAAGGUCUAUUUGUUAUCGGUCUGAUGCUGGGCACGGUCAUUGCCGAGGUUGCCUUCUCCGGCCGUCUGAGUGACUGGCUCGUGGCGAGGCUGGCGGCCAAGAACGGCGGCACCAGGGUGCCAGAGAUGCGAUUGUGGCUAGCAUAUCCUGGCGCGGUUUUCUCAGCUGUCGGUCUGCUAGUCUGGGGCCUUAGUAUUGCCCGAUCCUGGCACUGGAUCACCGGGCAAGUGGCGUCUUUCAUCUUCGCCGCCGGCCUGCAAAUGGGAAACACAGUCAUUUCAUCGUAUAUUGUCGACAACUACCCCGACUACGCCAUAGACAUCAUUACUUUCUACUCGGUGAUUCUCAAUCUAUCCGCAUUCGCAGAGCCAUGGUUCAUCAACUACUGGGUCGAAGCUUCUGGUUAUACAUGGGCUUUCGCAGCCCAGACCAUGAUCACCGCCUUUGGAAUCAUCAUCGGCAUUGGUCUGGUGCAAUUGUACGGCGGACGCAUUCGUGCCUGGAGUGGCGCCCCGAGCUGGACGACGGCAUCGUCACGGACUGAGCUCUAG